Messenger RNA from Aspergillus melleus, 1290 nucleotides. It is a transcript of the gene rny1, whose product is annotated as T2 family ribonuclease. Gene Ontology annotation, cellular component: extracellular region. Gene Ontology annotation, molecular function: ribonuclease T2 activity; RNA binding. The transcript has 6 exons. The record is from RefSeq and is a predicted model, not a curated record. Lineage: Eukaryota; Fungi; Ascomycota; Eurotiomycetes; Eurotiales; Aspergillaceae. Bases 1 to 1290 code for a protein of 429 amino acids. Gene Ontology annotation, biological process: RNA catabolic process.
AUGGUCCUCCCUAUCAGCGAUACCAAUGACUCCACCGCAUCGAUAAGGCAUCGCCUACUCCAAUCACUCCCAGGACCCCAGCAGGUCCUGAAGGCCUUGACAGGCUCAUUGAGCAUACAGUCGCUCUCGGGGUCGGACAUUGACACCUCACAGAACACCUUCCAGCAUUGCUCCCAGCCGGAGCUGAGCUGUCAAACCAGAUAUCACGGCCAAGACACCUGCUGCUUCAACUAUCCGAGUGGGCAAUUCCUGCAGAGUCAAUUCUGGGACGCUGACCCGGCAAUCGGUCCGGAGGAUUCAUGGACAAUUCAUGGACUCUGGCCGGACUACUGUGACGGCGGAUUUGAUCAAUACUGUGACAAUCAUCGGAGAUACAGCAACAUCUCCUUGAUCCUCGUCGACUCCGGUCGAGGCGAUCUUCUGGAUGAAAUGCGACGCUAUUGGAAAGACUGGCACGGCGACGACGCGAACCUUUGGGAGCAUGAGUGGAACAAACACGGCACUUGCAUUAGCACGCUGGAACCCCAUUGCUACGAUACCGACUACUAUCCACAGCAGGAGGUGGUUGAUUACUUUGAUAAAACCGUCGAGGUUUUCAACAAUCUUCCAACAUACAAGACCCUUGCCGAUGCCGGAAUCUACCCGUCAUACGAGAAGACAUACACCCGUCACGAAAUCCAAGAUGCUCUGACCAAAGCGCAUGGAGCCGAAGUGUCGAUCCGGUGUCGACACAAUGCCCUAAACGAAGCCUGGUACUACUUCAACAUCGCCGGGUCCUUGCAAGCGGGCAAAUUCGUGCCUUCAGAUCCGGACGGCCAGAAAUCCAACUGCCCAGCCAGCGGCAUCUUCUACCAACCCAAAACACCCCGCAAGGGAACCCCGACCAAGGGUCCAUCCGAGCCCACGGCCCCUAGCACGCCGUUCACAGGACGCGGUAACCUGGUCGUCUCGACACUCGGGCAACGCAGAGGCUGUCUGAUUAGUCGCGGGACGUGGUUCACGUCGGGGACCUGCGCGACGUUCAGAGUCAAGGAAACUUCUGACGAAGCUACCUCGUUCACAUUACAAUCCAGCAUAGGGGCCUGCGCAUUCGAAGACGAUGUCUUCAGCUGCGGUCCCCAUAUCACAUCGGCGACUGAGUUCAGUGCCGAGGACACCAAACUCUCAUACCGCGGAAACACCACAUUCUUCGCAGACAAGGCACCCAAGGGCCCUGUGAAAAGCGAAGUAUUUGCAUCUGAAGCGGACCAUCCGAUUCAGUUGGAGAUUAGCUGGAAGGGGAAUUAUUAA